UUUUGGUUGUCACCUCUCGGGAUGACAGUGCUUUUCUAAAGUUUUGCGAAAUAUGGCGGGUGCUACGUUGUUUGAGCGAUCCCAAUCGGUGCGUUCCCAACACGAAAAUCUACUGAAAUUAAAACGUGACCAGGAAGACGACGAAAACGAUGAAAAACGUAUCCAGAACAAGGAGCAGGACAUCCUCAACCUCGGGGAGAAGUACAAGAAGGAGGGUAAGGCCAAAGAACUGGCCGACCUCAUAAAACAGACCCGUCCGUUUCUCAGCCAAAUAAGUAAAGCCAAGGCGGCUAAACUGGUGAGGUCUUUGGUGGACUUCUUUUUGGAUUUGGAGGCGGGUAUCGGGAUCGAGGUACAGCUCUGUAAAGAAUGCAUUGAAUGGGCCAAAGAGGAGAAAAGAACUUUCCUCAGGCAGUCACUGGAGGCAAGGUUAGUGGCCUUAUAUUUCGACACAGGUAUGUUCACCGAGGCCCUACAGUUGGGCAGCACACUCCUGAGGGAAUUGAAAAAGUUGGAUGACAAGAAUCUGCUGGUAGAAGUCCAAUUGUUAGAGAGUAAAACUUACCAUGCCCUAAGUAACUUACCCAAGGCGAGAGCUGCCCUAACAUCAGCCCGUACAACGGCCAACGCGAUUUAUUGUCCCCCAAAAAUCCAAGCCGCCCUCGAUUUACAGUCUGGCAUCCUGCAUGCUGCCGACGAGAAAGAUUUUAAAACGGCAUAUUCAUACUUUUAUGAGGCUUUCGAAGGGUUCGACAGUGUCGAAUCCCCAAAAGCUUUAACAGCCUUAAAAUACAUGCUCCUGUCGAAAAUUAUGCUUAAUACCCCCGAGGAUGUGCAGCAAAUUGUCAGUGGAAAAUUGGCUAUCAAGUAUGCGGGUCGGGAUAUCGAUGCAAUGAAGGCAGUGGCCCAAGCAUCUCAUAAAAGGUCUUUGGCCGAUUUUCAGCAAGCAGUCAAGAACUUUAAGAGGGAGUUGGAGGAUGAUGUGAUCGUUAGGGCACAUUUGGGCACUUUAUAUGAUAACAUGCUCGAGCAGAACCUGUGCAGGAUCAUCGAACCUUAUAGCAGGGUACAGGUGGAUUAUAUUGCCAAGAGUAUUAAGUUGCCCAUGCCCCAAGUGGAGAAGAAGCUGUCUCAGAUGAUUUUGGAUGCCAAGUUUCAUGGGAUUUUAGAUCAAGGAGAAGGUGUUUUGAUUGUCUUUGAGGAGACCCCGGUAGACAAAACGUACGAGAUGGCCCUAGAAACGAUCCAGAGCAUGAGCAAAGUAGUCGACACACUCUAUCAAAAAGCUAAAAAGUUGUCAUAGGUUUAGUUUAUUAAUAUACAAAAAUUUAAAAGAACAGACUGUAUUUUUCCUAACUUAAUAAUAUAUUUUUACUCUGACAUUUAUUAACUCAGUUUUGCCAUUUUUCUGUUCUCUGGUGUAUAUAAUUAACAUUGUUUUCAGGUAUAUUAACCAUUAUGUGUAACUGUUUUUUUUUUUUUUAUAUUCAUCAUAACAUUUGCCAAAUUGCAUUAGGUUUGACAAAUGGGGUGACGAUUUAACUGGGUCUAUAUAUUAGUAAUAAUUCUUUUUGUUUAAAUCUUAAUCACAUUAAUUAAUAAAAAAUAAAUAAAUAAUCAAA
Messenger RNA from Anthonomus grandis grandis, 1622 nucleotides. It is a transcript of the gene Rpn6, whose product is annotated as 26S proteasome non-ATPase regulatory subunit 11. Gene Ontology annotation, molecular function: structural molecule activity. The record is from RefSeq and is a predicted model, not a curated record. NCBI's taxonomy places the organism in Eukaryota, Metazoa, Arthropoda, Insecta, Coleoptera, Curculionidae. Gene Ontology annotation, cellular component: proteasome regulatory particle, lid subcomplex. Gene Ontology annotation, biological process: ubiquitin-dependent protein catabolic process. Bases 53 to 1303 code for a protein of 416 amino acids. The transcript is spliced from 2 exons.